AUGAGGAUCCUUAUUGGAAGCCUUCAUUUCUACUUAAUUUCUUUCUUAUUCAGUAGAGCAAGGGGCUUCGUAACUUUGAGAACACCUACAGCCUAUGCCCUCCCAUUUUAUAACUACUCCUAUUUAAACCUCUCUUCAGUAUCAGAAGCACAGGCUCCGAACACAGCAAAAGCUCUCAACUUCUCACAUAACCUAAUUGAAAAAAUAACCAGGAGAGACUUUGAAGGUUUUGAUGUGCUGCAAGUGUUAGACCUUUCCUACAAUCAGAUUAAGGACAUUGAAGCUGGAGUGUUUGAGAGCCUGCUCAGCCUUGUUUCUGUGAAUUUAUCAUUCAACGAUAAGAAUCUUCUUGUAUCGGGUCUCCCACCUCACCUGAAGUUCUUGCCCACUAGCAAAGUCUCAGGGUCUUUGAUUUACAAGUUUUUUGACAAAAACUCAGAGGUUGCUCUGGAGCCUUCUGCAUACACUGAGGAGCUGCCACACUCAGGAGGUCCAUCUGUCCUGCAAAAAGUUCAUCGGAGGCUCAGGCGAGGAACAGAGAAUCUUCUUCGAAGAGGAGAGGAAAAUGUCACAGUCUCUCCUCCAACAGCCACGCCAAGGCCUGAUUUCUGCGGAGCACCAAUAAAUGGGAUACUUGAUCUGUCCCACAGCCAACUCUCUGAGGAUGAACUGAUGCUAAAACUGGAUGAGGAUCUCUGCCAAGCUCAGCUGGAGAGUAUUCUGGAGCUUGACAUUAGUCACAGUGACCUGAAAAUGGAUCUUCUGUCGCUGUUUGUGCUGUUUUUGCCCAUGAAAAAUGUGUGGUCUAUUGAUGCCAGUUACAACAAAUUAACAAUUAACAUUCUAGACGUUGAGAGCAUCUGCAAGUUCCCAUUCAACAAGCUGCUGUUUUUAAAUAUUAGCAACAAUCCCAUAAACAGCCUGGAUACGCUGUGUCUUCCUUCAAGCAUCAAGGUAAUCGAUUUGUCCUUCACCAACAUAAGUCAAAUACCCCGAAAUUUUGCUAACAAAAUGAUUAACUUGCAACACAUGUAUGUUCAAGGAAAUCACUUCAUAUAUACUGUACAUCCAGAAGCCACUAAUGCUGUUCCAACCCUUCCCCCUGGAACUAUACAUAUUAACGCCAUUUCAUUUGUCAGAAACGAAGCUGGUACACCCAUUGAGAGCCUUCCCAGGAAAGUGAAACACCUGAAAUUGUCCAACUGCUCCAUUGUAGAACUGCCAGAGUGGUUUGCUGACACAAUGAAAGAAUUAUUAUUUUUGGAUCUCAGUAGCAACCGGAUUUCUGUGCUUCCUGUCUUACCUGCCUCUCUGCAGCACCUCGACAUAAGCAACAGCGACAUUAAAAUAAUACCCCCCAGUCUUAAAUCUGUCUCCAACUUAACAAUAUUUAAUAUUCAAAAUAAUAAAAUUACAGAUUUGCAUCCUGAGAAUUUCCCAUUGGCUUUAACAAAAUGCGAUAUUAGUAAAAACAAGUUGAACAUGUUGUCGUUAACUGAGGCCUUGGAGAAACUCCAGCAUCUCAAUGUUUCUGGAAACCUGAUCACCAGACUGGAACCCACCAGCCACCUUCCUGCGCUUGCUAACCUGGACAGCAGUCGCAACCAGAUCUCAGAACUCCCCGAUUACUUUGGCAAAUCUCUUCCAAUGCUGAAAUACUUUAAUUUAUCAGGGAAUAAGAUCUCCUUUCUGCAACGUGGCUCUCUUCCAGCUUCUCUGAUCGAGUUAGACAUCAGUGACAAUGCCAUCACUACCAUAGUGGAGGACACUUUUGGCCAGUUAACUAGUUUGAGUGUGCUGAGUGUCCACGGUAAACAUUUUUUUUGUAACUGUGACUUGUACUGGUUUGUGAAUGUCUACAUCCACAACCCCCAGCUGCAGAUAAACGGCAGAGGACAUCUCAGGUGCAGCUUCCCACCGGACAGAAGGGGCUCACUGGUGGAGAGCAGCGACCUCUCGCUCCUGCGCUGCUCCCUGGGUGUCCAGAUGGCCAUCACGACUUGUGUCACCUUCCUGGUGGUGCUGGUGCUCACGGGCUUGUGCUGGCGCUUCGACGGGCUCUGGUACGUGCGGAUGGGCUGGUACUGGUGCAUGGCCAAGAGAAGGCAGUAUGAGAAAAGGCCAGAAAACAAGCCCUUCGAUGCCUUCGUUUCAUACAGUGAACAAGAUGCAAACUGGACGAAAAAUAAUCUACUGGCAAAACUGGAAACCAAUGGGUUCAAGAUAUGUUACCACGAGAGGGAUUUCAAGCCAGGGCAUCCCAUACUUGGCAACAUUUUUUACUGCAUAGAGAACAGCCAUAAAGUCCUUUUUGUUCUCUCUCCCAGUUUUGUAAACAGCUGCUGGUGUCAGUAUGAACUAUACUUUGCUGAACACCGGGUCCUGAAUGAAAACCAGGAUUCCCUCAUCAUGAUUGUGCUGGAAGACCUCCCACCCAAUAGCGUGCCGCAGAAGUUCAGCAAACUCAGGAAACUGCUGAAAAGAAAAACCUACUUAAAGUGGAGCCCUGAGGAACACAAACAGAAAAUGUUCUGGCACCAGCUGGCAGCCGUCCUAAGAACAACCAACGAAACACUUGUGAACACAGAAAAUGGAUGUGCUCAGGGUACGUAUGAGAUGGAAUGA
Messenger RNA from Chaetura pelagica (chimney swift), 2625 nucleotides. Its product is annotated as toll-like receptor 2. Lineage: Eukaryota; Metazoa; Chordata; Aves; Apodiformes; Apodidae. Gene Ontology annotation, biological process: immune response; toll-like receptor signaling pathway; inflammatory response. The transcript has a single exon. The record is from RefSeq and is a predicted model, not a curated record. The coding region runs from base 1 to 2625 and encodes 874 amino acids. Gene Ontology annotation, molecular function: triacyl lipopeptide binding; protein binding; transmembrane signaling receptor activity. Gene Ontology annotation, cellular component: membrane.